AUGUCGACCGACGCCGCCAUAACGCCCGACGCGCGCGAGCGCCUGCGCAUUCAUCCCGUGGAAGAGCACGGCCGGCUAUGGUCCGAACUCUGGGACGAGGGCUCGUUUCUCCCGUGGGACCGUGACGCGCCUAACCCGGCGCUUGUAGACCUGCUGGCAGAGCGUGGGACCGAACUGGGCCUCGGCGAGACCGCCGGGAAGAAGGCGCUUGUGCCCGGCUGUGGCAAGGGCUACGAUGUUCUCCUGUUCGGAUCCUACGGGCUCGCGGCAGCGGGCGUGGAUAUCUCCGAGAGCGCCGUGAAGAUGGCGCAGGCGUGCAGCGAGCAGGCGUUGAAGGAGAAGCCGAUCUCCGGCGCGGCCGCGUUCGUGACUGCCGACUUCUUCAAGGACGAGUUCGUCAAAGAGCUGCACGCUGAGGAAGGCUUCGAUUUCGUCUACGACUACACCUUUCUCUGCGCCCUCCCCCCGGAUCUGAGGACUUCCUGGGCGAAACGCAUGCACGAGCUGGUGAAGAAGGGGUCGGGCUAUCUCAUCUGUAUUGAGUUUCCACUCUACAAGGGGAUCGAGACGGGUGGGCCACCGUGGGGUCUCACCAAUGCUGUCUACGACGAGCUGUUGGGUCUUGGGUUCGAGAAGCUGAUCCAUUACAUGCCCGAGCGUACACACGAGGUUGGAAAGGGCACGGAUUAUAUCACUGUAUGGCGCCGCAAGGCCGAUUAA
Tricharina praecox is the source of this 720-nucleotide messenger RNA. RefSeq names its product S-adenosyl-L-methionine-dependent methyltransferase. The transcript has 4 exons. The record is from RefSeq and is a predicted model, not a curated record. Gene Ontology annotation, molecular function: S-adenosylmethionine-dependent methyltransferase activity. The coding region runs from base 1 to 720 and encodes 239 amino acids. Lineage: Eukaryota; Fungi; Ascomycota; Pezizomycetes; Pezizales; Pyronemataceae.